Messenger RNA from Cottoperca gobio, 2598 nucleotides. It is a transcript of the gene hjv, whose product is annotated as hemojuvelin BMP co-receptor. NCBI's taxonomy places the organism in Eukaryota, Metazoa, Chordata, Actinopteri, Perciformes, Bovichtidae. Gene Ontology annotation, biological process: BMP signaling pathway. Gene Ontology annotation, cellular component: plasma membrane. The transcript is spliced from 4 exons. Gene Ontology annotation, molecular function: coreceptor activity. Bases 245 to 1498 code for a protein of 417 amino acids. The record is from RefSeq and is a predicted model, not a curated record.
UGUCGCAGUGAGCUGUGAACGCACCGCGAGGCAGCGACCAAGAGUCUUCGAGAGACCUGGAGAGUCUUUUUGAGAGUCCUGGAGAGUCUUUGAGAGACCUGGAGAGUCUUUUUGAGAGUCCUGGAGAGUCUUUGAGAGACCUGGAAAAGUCCUGGAGAGCCCUGCAUGUUUUGCGGCCCCCCUGAGGACAGCGUGAGGACAUGGACGGACUCCGACACUGAGCCACUGAAGGUGAGUCCAGGUGAUGGAGCCUCAGGCCGUGGCGUUGCCAUGGAAACACUGUAUCCCCCUGACCCUGCUGCUGGUCCAGCUGAGUCUCUCUGACGGUGCAGCUUCCUGUCAGAUCUUGAGAUGCAACUCGGACUUUGUGGCGGCGACCUUGGACCUGAGCAGCAGCGGCGGAGCAGCAGGAGGCGGCACAGCUUUCAGCCGGGAGGCCGUGAACGCUGGUUACUGCAGCGCCCUGCGCUCCUACGCCAUGUGCACUAAGCGGAUGGCGCGAGCGUGCCGCGGCGACCUGGCGUACCACUCUGCGGUCCAGGGCAUCGAGGACCUGCUCAUUCAGCACCGCUGCCCGCGGGCGGGGCCCACUGCCCAGCCGCGGCCCCUGCCUCAGGGCACGCUGUCGGGGGACGCCUGCCUCUACGAGAGAAGCCUGUUCACCAGGGAGGGCCGGACGCCGGAGUACCUGCACUGCAGCGUGUUCGGAGACACGCACGUUCGGACCUUUAACGACGACUUCCAGACUUGUGCCGUGCAGGGGGCGUGGCCUCUCAUAGACAACGAGUACCUGUACAUACAGGCCACCAGCGCGCCAACCAGGGGGGCAGCCCACGCCACCGCCCUCACCAAGAUCAGCAUCAUCUUUAAGAGCUGGCGUCAGUGCGUCGACCAGCAGCUGUACCAGGCCGAGCUCGAUAACGUCCCCGCCGCCUUUGCCGACGGCUCCGUGUCGAGCGACGAGCGGCGAGGUCAUCACAGCCUGACGGUCCGGACGCAGAGCCCCGGCCGACACGCAGAGAUCCGAGCGUCUCACAUCGGCACGCUGCUGGUGGUGCAUCAGAGCGGGCGCUCGCUUGGCCUGUCGGUGCGCUCGCCGCGCGACAUCGUGGAGGCCUUUGGGCCUGAGCAGGACCUGCAGCUGUGUGUGUGGGGCUGCCCCGCCGCACAGAGGCUUAACACGGUCCGCCCGCCACCGCAGGACUCCUCCUCUUCGUCCUCUGCCGCCGCCAGGGCUCACUGCGGCGCACUGCUUCCUGCCAGAGACGCGUACUACCAGGCCUGCGUGUUCGACCUGAUCACCAGCGGUGACCUGAACUCCAGCGCGGCGGCCGUCCGUGCGCUGCAGGACGCCACGAACAUGAUCUCUGACACGCAGAGAGUUCACCUGCUGUCCGUCGCCUCCGUCGCACCGCGCCAGGCAGCGCCGCUGAUGCCGCUGCUGCUCGGCAUGCUGGGAACACUGACCACACUGACCACAGAGCUGUGUAACAUGUGACGACCUGGAAACGGCGAAGGUCAUGUGAUCGACCCACCAGAUCUAAAUCUGAGAACUUUAUAAAGAAAAACAUUUUAAAUAUCUGAAUCUAAAAGUUUUAGUUCACAGCAGCUGAAACUUCACUUCAUUAUCACAUCAACACAAGUUUAUAUUACAAGUGUUCAUGCUUAAAUAUGUACAUGAGGCGUUAUGUAAUGUAGCUGUUGAGAGUUUAAAUCUACACGCACACACACACACACACACACACACACACACACACAAAGUUAGAAACAUGAACUCUGAUGUUCUCAUGUUUGCUCUCAUCUGACGAGUUAUAUGAACUGCUGCGUGAACAAACAUGUUUUCCUUGCAGAGCUCAUUGCUGUGUUGCUCAUUGCUGUGUUGCUCCUGUUGAAUGUUGCCUCAGCGUGAGAGAAACGUCAGCGUGAUGAACUUUAGCUGGAAGUGUUCUGAGCUUCAGUCAUGUGAGCUGUUGCAUUACACGUCUUUAAACAUUUGAAAAGAAGCGUUGCAUAAGAAUAAAAUGUUUCACAGGAAGGGGUAGUCACCUCGGUCCCUGGAAGUAGACCGAGCCGGGAGCUGACUGGAAGUGUGUGUGUUUGUGUGUAUGUGUGUGUGUGUGUGUGUGUUUGUGUGUAUGUGUCAGAGGAAACCUGCUGAAGGAAAAAUACUGAGAGCUGCUGCAGCACGGAGAGCAUAUAUUAAUAAAGUGCAAAUAUUAGCAGGUGAUCUGUGAGGUGAACAUUCACUUCUUCAGAGUUCCUCUUUGUGUUAAAGUAAAUGACUUGUGACAUGAUGAGUGUUGCUGUAGUUUCUCUUCAUCAGAGCAGCUGAGGAGAUGCAGAGCCUCUCUGAUGCUUCCUCACGUAAUAACAUAUUCACACUUCACUGUCUUCACCUUUCUGAGCAUGAUGUAGUAUUAAAACAUGUUUCCGGCAGCAGCAGGUCUCGCCUGCUGCUGCAGGUCUCGCCUGCACAUUCUGUGUAUUGGUUUAUUUGUAUUUAAGUCCCUUCAUACACACUUCAUACACACUUCAUACACAUACACACUUCAUACACACUUCAUACACACUUCAUACACACUUCAUACACAUACACAC